Molecule: messenger RNA, 949 nt
Organism: Anoplopoma fimbria (sablefish)
Lineage: Eukaryota; Metazoa; Chordata; Actinopteri; Perciformes; Anoplopomatidae
Gene: iscua
Product: iron-sulfur cluster assembly enzyme
Exons: 5
Coding region: 27-527 (166 amino acids)
Biological process (GO): intracellular iron ion homeostasis; iron-sulfur cluster assembly
Cellular component (GO): mitochondrial matrix; cytoplasm
Molecular function (GO): ferrous iron binding; 2 iron, 2 sulfur cluster binding
Source: RefSeq, a predicted model, not a curated record
UUUCCGUGAACCAUCGGUACCUCAACAUGGCGAUCGCCUCUCUACGAAGCUCUACGUCCGCGUUGUUUUUAUGCACCAGACGGUUAUUCAGCCCGGAGCUGAAUGCCCUCUGUUCAUACCACAAAAAGGUGGUGGACCACUAUGAAAACCCAAGAAAUGUGGGAACUCUAGACAAAAGAUCCAAGAAUGUGGGGACUGGAUUGGUGGGUGCACCAGCCUGUGGCGAUGUAAUGAAACUACAGAUCCAGGUGGAUGAAAAUGGAAAGAUUGUUGAUGCAAAGUUUAAGACAUUUGGCUGCGGAUCAGCCAUCGCCUCCAGCUCUCUUGCAACAGAGUGGGUGAAGGGGAAGUCGGUUGAUGAAGCUCUAAAGAUCAGAAACACAGACAUUGCCAAAGAACUCUGCCUUCCGCCAGUCAAGCUUCAUUGCUCCAUGCUUGCAGAAGAUGCCAUAAAAGCAGCGCUGUCAGACUACAGAAUAAAACAACAGGACAAGAAGAAGAAGGAACAUGUCCAUGCCAGCAGUUAAUGAGUUAUUAAACAUCUAUUAUGUCUCAGUACCAGCCAUGUAAUGUUUCUCUUCAGUGCUGUUUGGAAGAUUGGUCACCAUAAUACUACAUCAGGUUUUGCCACCUCUUUUGGGAGUGAUAUACCCUUUUAUCAAUCUUUUUAAAAAUAGCAGAUGAUGGUGGUGUUUCCUACACAGAAUACAAAGGAGACCACAAAUCAGAAACUAUGGACCAGGAUGUGUUUAUCUUUUAUUUUGGGCAAUUAGGCAGUAUUUGGCUUGUUUGUAUAAAAUCACUGGUCCCACAUGGAGGAUUCUGUUUAUAGAUGCAGUUCGGUCGGCGGCUUAAGUACACACACAAAAUCAUGAUACAGAAUAUUGUAUGAGUCUGUGUGUUUAUUGCGACUCAAAUUCUAUAUUUAAAAAUAAAAAUAAAAAAUGUC